Molecule: messenger RNA, 4170 nt
Organism: Ochlerotatus camptorhynchus
Lineage: Eukaryota; Metazoa; Arthropoda; Insecta; Diptera; Culicidae
Gene: for
Product: cGMP-dependent protein kinase for
Exons: 13
Coding region: 1301-3937 (878 amino acids)
Biological process (GO): protein phosphorylation
Molecular function (GO): cGMP-dependent protein kinase activity; ATP binding
Source: RefSeq, a predicted model, not a curated record
AGCAACAGGCAGAAGUUUCGUGCAAGUGAACUUGUGAUAAAUUUGGAAAAAGGGAAAUCAGAGUCAAAACAAAAGAAGCAAAUUUGUUUUUACUGUGAGUUUUGAAGUGAAUAGUUAACGAAAAGUUGUCAGUGCAUAAACAGUGUCGAGAAAAAUACUUCCAGUCCGAUAAAAUAGUGCAAACAGCUUAAAAGUGCCAGCAAGUACGUACUGUGCAGUUUUUCAGAGUAUUGCAGAAAUUGCUGUGUGUGAAGAAUCACAGAGAGUUGAAGAAGAGCCGCUAGCUGCCAUCGCCGUCGUCGUUGUCGUCUUCGUCAACUUUAUCAGUAUCAUCAUCCCAGUCAGCGCUACCGCCAGUUGUGUCCGCAAGUGUCGAAGCUACCGCUUAUCUCAAGAAACGAUUCAGUGAACCAAAUCGUCAUCAAUUUUGGUUAAGUGGAAUCAUCGCGUGUGAAUUUUUAUAAAAAUUGUGAAUUUCGCUGGAAACGGUUACAACCUAUCAAAUACAGAUUUGCUCUUAAAAUAGUGACAGCGUGUUUACGAGAAAUUCUAACCAACGACAAGGUGUCAUAACAGCAAAGUGUAAAAAUCAGUCUAGUCCAAAAGUGUGUUCUGUUUUCCGUGAAGAAUUGGUGAAGAUAUUUUGUGUGAAGCAAUUUGAGUGCGAGAUAAUUCGACUGUCAAUCAGAAUCCAAAGAAUAAGAGAGAAAAAAGUUCAACUGAUAGUGAAAAGUAAAUCGGUGUGCAUAUAAAUUCAUAAUAAAUAUACAGAAUAAAUUAACAGCUUGAUAACAAAGAAUCGUACAACAAACGAAGAAAAGCAACCACCGAAGAAUAGUGUCCAUGUGAAAUGGUGACGAUCGCAACAACGUGGUGCUAAUCAAUUCAAACCCAACGGCUGCAGAGAAACCGGCGAAACACCAAACAGUACCACCCAAACCCGCAUUCAUUAUCAUCGGCCCAAAACAAACCGGCACCGAACAAACCCCCGUAUCUGGGUUUGGUAGUGUGCAAAAUUUGUCAGACAGCCUACCGCAACACAGCACAACACUACAAUAAGUUCUCAAUUUGAUUGAGUGCUGAACAACUCAACAACAGAAACAGCUCAGAGACCGGGAUCGAGUGUCGUCGAAUAGCGCAUUCGGAAUCGGGCACCAAUAAAAUAUUGUUAAAAACAGCCCACCGAUUUCAGUGCGUUUUUCACGCUCCUACAAGUUACACGCCGAGGAGUGUUGGCUUUCGGGAAGCGAUAAUUUUAUUUUUAUGACACCACGGGUUCGAACCAGGCAAAAUAGUGUGGAUGCGCGUGUGUUUUGACGGGCUGUGCUUCGCGUCACGGCGACCGGCGGCCGUUGAGCAGGAGACGCAGACGGUCCUGUGCGGCGCAACCGCACUCGAUACUCAGCAUCUCGUGCGUUUGCUGAAGUACGCGAACUUCGCGGCGCCGACGAACGGACUCGGUCUCGCUUUCGGUACUCCGCCGGUAGCCCCCCAGUCCCAGACCCAGUCCCAAACCUCUUCCCAAACCCAAACCCAAACCCAACCGCUUCCAUCGUCGGGUGCGUCUUUUCUGUCGUCGUCGUCGCCUUUGUCGUCGUCAGUAGCUUUUCACGGUUCCGCGGGAAAAGAUCUAGUUGUUCCGUCAUUGCAACUCGUCGCGUCAACCAUCGUCGCUGGCACGAUGAACGAAAACAGUGGUGAUCUAGGCGCGUCGUCCAUUAUUCAACAACCACAACAACUCCAAACAGCCAACCAACAUCAGAAUGAUACCAUCAACAAUAAUCUCGAUGCCUCCACCGUCAACAGUGUCAAACAGAUCGUAAUGUUGCAGGGUGACCUUCAGCAGAACCUCUACAUUAACGAUCCGACCAGUUUGAACCUGACGCCUCGGGAGCAGGAACUGCUGAAGGUGAUACAGGCCCGAGACAUCCGGAUCCGCGAGUUGGAGGAUUGCUUACGGCACAAACAUGACGAAGUGGCAGAGCUUCGGACCAACCUGGACAAGUUCCAGAGUGUGUUCCGAUCCAGUGGCGGUGCCGGCGGGGUAUCGCCCGGUGGGCGCAAAAUGGGCGCCCAUGGUGGAGUGCAGAGACAGCGUGCCCAGGGUAUUUCCGCCGAACCGCAGCGGGAUAUAUCGGUGCUGGAGCUGAUGCACGUGACGUUCCCGAAGUACGACAAGGAUGAAAGAUCCCGCGAAAUCAUCAAAUCCGCCAUCCUGGACAAUGACUUCAUGAAGAACCUGGAGAUGACGCAGAUCCGCGAGAUCGUGGACUGCAUGUACCCGGUGCAGUACGGCGCCGGCAGCCUCAUCAUCAAGGAGGGCGAUGUGGGCAGCAUAGUCUACGUGAUGGAAGAGGGUCGCGUCGAAGUGUCCCGCGAAGGUAAAUACCUCUCGACGCUAUCCGGCGCAAAGGUGCUCGGUGAGCUGGCCAUUCUCUACCAUUGCCAACGGACGGCAACCAUCACCGCGGCCACCGACUGUAAGCUGUGGGCCGUCGAGCGACAAUGCUUCCAAACCAUCAUGAUGCGCACCGGGCUGAUCCGGCAGGCCGAGUACUCCGAUUUCCUCAAGAGCGUUCCGAUCUUCAAAAACCUCCCGGAGGACACGCUGUGCAAGAUUUCCGACGUGCUGGAAGAGUGCUACUACCAGAAGGGCGACUACAUCAUCCGCCAGGGGGCACGCGGCGACACCUUCUUCAUCAUCUCCAAGGGUCAAGUGCGCGUGACGAUUCGACAGCCGGACGCCCCGGAGGAAAAGUUCAUCCGCACGCUCGGCAAGGGCGACUUCUUCGGCGAAAAGGCUUUGCAAGGGGAUGAUUUGCGAACGGCCAACAUUAUUUGCGACUCACCGGAAGGUGUCACCUGUUUGGUCAUCGAUCGCGACACGUUCAACCAGCUGAUCUCCAAUCUGGAUGAAAUCAAGAACCGCUACAAUGACGAUGCCGUUAGCGCCAAGAAGAAGAUCUACGAAGAGUUCCGUGACGUACGGCUAUCGGAUCUACGAGUGAUUUCCACGCUUGGCGUGGGAGGUUUUGGUCGCGUCGAGCUAGUUCAGCUGGCCCAGGACAAAGCACGAUCCUUCGCACUGAAGCAAAUGAAGAAGUCCCAGAUCGUUGAAACCCGUCAACAGCAGCACAUCAUGUCCGAAAAAGAGAUCAUGAGCGAGGCCAAUUCCGACUUCAUCGUGAAACUGUUCAAGACCUUCAAGGAUCGUAAGUAUCUCUACAUGCUGAUGGAGAGCUGCCUUGGCGGUGAACUGUGGACAAUUCUGCGCGAUCGCGGUCACUUUGACGAUGGAACGACCCGGUUCUACACGGCCUGUGUUGUGGAAGCCUUCGACUAUCUGCACUCGCGUAACAUCAUCUAUCGGGACUUGAAGCCGGAGAACCUGCUGCUGGACGUGUCCGGCUAUGUGAAGCUGGUGGACUUUGGCUUUGCCAAGAAGCUGCAAUCAGGACGAAAAACCUGGACAUUCUGCGGCACCCCGGAGUACGUAGCACCGGAAGUGAUCCUCAACCGAGGCCAUGACAUCAGUGCAGACUAUUGGUCACUUGGUGUGUUAAUGUUUGAAUUGUUAACUGGUACUCCUCCCUUCACCGGAGCCGAUCCAAUGCGUACCUACAACAUCAUCCUUAAGGGUAUCGACGCCAUUGAGUUCCCCCGGAACAUCACCCGCAAUGCCAGUGCUCUCAUCAAGAAACUGUGCCGAGAUAAUCCAACGGAACGAUUGGGGUACCAGCGGGGUGGCAUCAGUGAAAUUCAGAAGCAUAAAUGGUUCGAUGGAUUCUAUUGGGAAGGUCUGCGGAAUCGUACCCUGCCGCCGCCGAUCCUACCGAAGGUCCAGAGCGUAGUUGACACCGCAAACUUCGAUGACUACCCGGCCGAUCCAGACGGUCCACCGCCAGAUGAUCUGUCGGGAUGGGACGAAGAGUUCUAAACCACCCUGUUAGCGAACUUCUACCCAGGUUUCUUUAACCUUGUUUCAUUUGUGUUAGAACAGAUUAAAUUCGGCUUGCCCUCUUUCAUCAGCCAAAUCCUCAAGACCAAGACAAGCCUAAUUUCGUGACGACAUAGAUUUUAGCAAGCAUUCGUUUAUAUGUGUAUGUGGAAUUUGACAAGAUGAUUCGAAUAUUUUCAAGAACCCCCUGAAUAACAAACACAACCACAAAA